This is a messenger RNA of Serendipita indica DSM 11827, 507 nucleotides long. The record is from the annotation of a GenBank genome assembly. Lineage: Eukaryota; Fungi; Basidiomycota; Agaricomycetes; Sebacinales; Serendipitaceae.
AUGGAGUACCUUCAACGCAACUUUGACAAGAAUGACAUGCUUCGCGUCGUCCGCGCACUCGCUAUAUUCCGACCUUCUCUUAUCGCAUUGCAAAUGUCGCUGACAGAGGAAGACGAGACGUUUGUUGAGAGAUGUGUGCAACGCUCCUUGAUUGAGCUGGAAAAGCUUAUUUCCUUUAGUGGAACCCCGACGGUUGUCUGGCGGCGUACUGGGGAAAUCUGCCUUGUGGGUAUGGAGUUUAGCAUGCUCACAGGGUGGAGCCAACAAGAACUCGUCGGGCAAGGAAAGUACAUUUAUGAGCUAUUUGAGCGACAAUCGCUGAUCGAAUACUGGGAAAAAUUCUCCGUCAAUGCCUUUGAAAACGCGACUCGAUCUAUUUAUUCUCACUGUGUUCUGCUUAAACCAUCAGGAGAGCCGGUUCCAUGCGCCUUUUGUUUCUCUAUCCGACGGGACCUCUUUGACCUGCCCAGUCUGAUCAUCGGACAGUGGUUGCCCCUUCUCGGAUGA